Molecule: messenger RNA, 1746 nt
Organism: Brassica napus (rape)
Lineage: Eukaryota; Viridiplantae; Streptophyta; Magnoliopsida; Brassicales; Brassicaceae
Exons: 4
Coding region: 1-1746 (581 amino acids)
Molecular function (GO): zinc ion binding
Source: RefSeq, a predicted model, not a curated record
AUGGCGCACGACACUCCACCAUUUUACGUGUCCAAUACUCGGCAAUUGCAAGGUUUUCUAAGCCUGAAGAAAAUCGAACGACUACGUCUCUGUGUGGAGAUUACGGAGAACAGAGCAAGCGAGAAGAGUAAAACAUUUUUGCGUCUUAGCUCAGAAGCAGAAGCAGAAGCUUCAGUAGUUGAGUCCAGAGACGAAAAUUACAGUGGGAGUUACGAUGGUUGUAGUUUGGAGAAGGAACAAGAGGACAAUGAGAAUGACUGCUUUAACGGUGCGUCAUCUGAAGAUGAUAACUUCAGCUCAUAUGGUGAGUCUCCUACAGAUGACGAAGAUUCACCAACGCUAACUCCCAAAAAGAGAUAUCAGAACUUCUCGGUGAGCAGAUCUAAAGGGAAUCUGGAGGUUCUAAGUUUGGAUAUGUCGUCGAUAGACAUUGCGGUAGGUCAACGUUACGAUAGUAAAGACGAUUUGGAGAGACGACUUAAACUUCUUACAAUGAGGGAAAUCGAUGAGGGAACACCUGAGUGUGGGUUUGAAAGCUUGCCUUCUUACUUAUACAUGAUAAGAAGGGCAAAUCCAAGUACAGUUACGCAUCUUCAAAUCGAUGAGCUUGGAAGAUUCAUGUAUGUGUUUCUUGCCUUUGGUGCGAGCGUUAAUGGGUUUCCUUUCAUAAGCAAAGUUGUUGUAGUCGACGGUACGUUUCUCAUUGGUAAAUACAAAGGGACACUACUCACAGCACUAGCUCAGGACGGUAACUUCCAGAUUUUUCCAAUAGCCUUCGCAGUGGUUGACACAGAAAAUGAUGAUUCGUGGCAUUGUUUUUUUAUGCAACUAAAACUUCUGAUUCCUGACGACGAGGGUCUUGCGAUAAUCUCGGACAGGCAUAACUCGAUAGGGAAAGCAAUUAGAAAUGUGUAUCCGUUGGCUGCUCGGGGAAUAUGCACCUACCAUUUAUAUAAGAACAUAUUGGGACGGUACAAAGGAAAAGAAACAUUCCGUCUAGUGAAGAAAGCGGCAAGAUGUUUUAGGAUGUCUGACUUUACUGCGAUUUUCGAGGAGAUUGAAGCGAUUCAUCCUGCCCUCCACGGCUACCUCCAAAGAGCUGAUGUCCGCCUGUGGACGCGUGUUCAUUUCCCGGGCGAGAGGUACAAUUUGAUGACUACAAACAUAGCGGAAUCAAUGAACAGACCAUUGUCGCAUGCAAGAGGUCUAAACAUUGUUCGAAUAUUAGAAUCGAUACGGGUUAUGCUGACCAGAUGGUUUGCUGAACAGAGAGAGGAUGCCAGAUCGCAGCCAACAACGCUUACGCGUGGUGUCGAGAAACUACUACAUGGUCGUGUAACUGCCGCCAGAGAAUUGACGGUCCAAAGGAUUGAUGAUCAUCACACUGAAGUUAAAUAUGGAUCUUUUAGCGAGUCUUUGAAUGUUGUUAAUUUGGUAGAGCGAAAGUGCACAUGUCGGCGUUUCGAACGUGAGAAAUUACCAUGUGUACACGCAAUCACAGCUGCGGAGUACAACAAUGUUUGUCGUAUAUCCAUGUGCAGUCCGUACUAUAACAGUGAAUAUUUGGUGAGCGCAUACGCUGAAUCUAUCAUGCCGGCUGACGAAGCGCAACCUAUUCCAGAAAUCGUGGCAGACCAACCGUGCUUGCCCCCGUAUAUUCGUCAACAACCAGGAAGACCUAAGAUAGAACACACACGUUCUCGAUGUAGAGAGAGUGGCCAUAAUGCGAAAACUUGUCAUAUGUAA